Messenger RNA from Amphibalanus amphitrite, 3225 nucleotides. RefSeq lists its product as uncharacterized. Bases 399 to 1967 code for a protein of 522 amino acids. The record is from RefSeq and is a predicted model, not a curated record. Gene Ontology annotation, molecular function: catalytic activity. The transcript is spliced from 2 exons. NCBI's taxonomy places the organism in Eukaryota, Metazoa, Arthropoda, Thecostraca, Balanomorpha, Balanidae.
GCAGCGCGGCGGUGGCGUGCCGCGGCGCGCGCGCUGCUCUGAGUCAGUGCCGCUGGCAGGAGCGAUCGGAGGGAGACGGCCGCGCCGUGUGACGUCCUUUCGUCGCAGCUGAAGGCCCAGUUCUAGAUCAACAGUCCGUCAGUCUUCGACAGCUGAGCUGCUACGGCGCACGGCUGUCCGCGUGGAGGCGCAGGAGGAUCCCGGCGGCACGGUUCGCUCGUUAGUCGUUACCUAAUCCUGGAGUGGUCAGUCUGUCUCAGACAGCUGAUCGAGUCUCAGUGUUCGAUCGGCAGCUGAAGAGAGCGGGUCCUGGCAUCGCGGAGCUCCAAAAUAGCUUCCAAGACGUUCGACGUGUUCAUACUGUCACAUCGCAGAACCAGGCCCAACUCUCACCCGUCAUGGCCGAGGUGAUUCGCGAAGAGCAGGAGCCGCGCCGCGAGGGUCAGACGAUUCUCCCGGCUGACCCCGAGGUCCAGGAGUGCAAGAGGAUUCUCAUCGACGGCAGCAGUGCUCCGCAGAAGAUCCGGCUGGUCGAGGGCACCACUGUGCGCCGCCUGGGCCGUCAGGAGACCGGCUGGCACGCGCUCUUCCAGGGCGCUGACGGCGCCAGCCUGCUGCAGUACUCGCUGGUGAUGGACUCGAAGCAGGAGCUGACGCCGAACAUGGUGCAGCUGGCGCUGGAGGCGCUGCAGAGGCAGGUGCCGAUGUUGAGGACGCGUGUGGAGGACCGGGACGACGGGUCGUACCUCGUCGUCGGACCGUACCCCAGCAUCAAAUUGGAGGUGCUCAAACCCGGCGGUGACUGGCUCAAACACCACCACAAACUGCUCAACGAGACCAAAAUCGAACCCAGCGUCGGACCUCUGUGGAAGGCCUGCUUCAUGCUCCGACCGACCAACAUCGACGAGCCGCCAGCGCCAUUUCACCGCAGCGUCCUGUACUUGUCGCUGUGCCACACCAUCACAGACGGCCUCAGUAACGCCAUGCUGUGCGGCCGAGUGCUGGAGAACCUCGACUUCCUGAUCCGCGAGUCCAAGAUCCCCAAACGCGAGCCGGCGCCGUUCUUCCCCAGCGUUGAAGACAUGCUGCAGCGCUACAUGCCCGACUCGAGACUGUCCCUCUUCACCAUGGCAGCCGGAAAAUUCCUCUCGAGCCUGUUUGACCGGAGCAUGCCGCCGCUGCUGAAGAAGUACGUUCGUCCCCACCAGAGCACCCUGCCCAAGUCGGCCUACUCGACCGGCACGAUCGCCGUGACCGUGCCCAACAGCGAGGUGGCGCGUCUGCGAACGCUGUGUCACGCGCACAGCGUGUCUCUGAACGCUGCGCUGUCCGCGGCCGUCUCCUUCGCCAGCGCGCAGCUGGCGGCCACGGCCGGCGCCAGCGACGUGCCCACCCACCUGCCCACCCUGUGGCUGGUGAACGCGCGACGCUACAUGCCCGACGCAGACUGGAUGUACCUCUCCACAGUGGCCGGCGUGGAGCUCACGGUCAACGUGGAGCACGCGGACCUCUCCGAGUUCUGGAGCGUGGCCGAGGCGCUCGGCAAGGAGCUCCGCACCAAGCUCAACAGUCAGGAGCCGCUGUUCCGGCUGCGCUCCUCGUCGUGGUUCUCACCGUCCGAUCGCGGCGGCCUCGGCGGGGCAGAGCUCUCCGGCUGCAUCUACAGCAUCAACAACCUGGGGCCGCUGGACCGCCUGAUGCCACGCACUCGCGACGUGCGUGCCGCCGAGCUGCACCGCGCCGUGCGCGCUCCGCCGGCGCUCACCGACUCUCUGUGCAGCCACUGCUUCCAGACGGUGGGCGGCAGGCUCUGCUACGACCUCAACUAUGUGCGCGGCCGCGUGGCCGACGAGGACGCGGAGCGCUUCUCCCGUCUGGUGGUCGAGAUCCUCGCCGAGGUCGCGUCGCCCAUCGCCGACGACGCCGACCACGACUGGGACCACCUCGGCGGAGCGGCGCGAGCCUGAACGAGACGGAGCACACGUGGGGUUGACGCAGGAGAGGAGGCAUGCGCUUGGAGGAUGAUCAGAGGUUCGAGGAGACGGUCCUAAGAUUGAGUUUGGAAGAUCGAUGAUGACGCGUAACGGCUGAUGAUCUAAAAUGGGGGACUGAAAAGCGACACGAAAUUCCAUGUCUUUUGAACUAAAUGGUAGGUAGGUACUGAAAAUGCAGUACUGAAAGUAAAUACUGGUCCCUAACGAAAGCAAAGCGACGAUAUGUAAGGCUUGGCAGCCUGAAUCGACUAAUGUCAAUCAAAGGUGUUAGGAAACAGAUGAUAGUGCAUUCAAAAUUAUGUGAUUAAACAAGUAAGUUAUAAAAGGGUAGAGAUUGGCACUUGGAACGGACAUUGUCAGGCACUCGCUAGUCGCUUGCCUAGGGCAAGGUGCAUGUACUGUUCUGCGUAGUAAGUAGGGCUCGUGUUGAAACUAAUCAUGUAACCAUAACUAAUACUACAUUUAGUAUGUAGAAUUAUGUGUUGGCAUUUGUAUGGCCAUUGGAAAGGUCAGAAUUCAGGAACAUGUACAAAUCCAACCCAAAGCUCAGAAACGGCAAUGCGUUAGAUAUCAUGACUUGAAGUUGAAUCUAUAGAUCUUGUAGUUUGCGAAAUUUCUAUUGCUUUGCUGGCGAAUUUUAGGGAGGAUGCGUUACCAAUUAUUCGUAAUACUUUUUUUUGGAAAAAUGGACAUGUUUACACUGCACACUGCUUGAGCGAUAGAGAAGUGUUCAAGAAACUAUUUUAGUAGAUAGCUACGGGCCAUUGUAGCUUGUAGGUAUAUGUGCACCGAGCAAACUGCCUCAUAUCUAUUGGUGGAUACAUAUAGAUCUAGUGGUAGACUAUAGUGUGGUAGACUAUACGCGUGCCAUUCGCAACUCAAGUGACAGUGUAUGCCGUUUGAUAUCGACGAAGCUCAUCCCGCCACACAGUGAUGAUCUUCUUAGAGUUAAAUAAAUGCGUUUGGUGUGUAUGAGGGUUGCGAUGCGACAGAAGAAAUGCAACUUAGUUCUGGGAACCGGAUGCUUUUAGUCCAUGAUGGCACUGGUUUGCUAAUAAGUCUGCCUUUUGCCCAGUGGCUGUAGGUACUUGUUCUUCUGAUGCGAGUUCAGCUUACUUGUUCGUGCAGUGGUAAACCGCGGCUGGACAAAUUUCAUACUGAAAUCGCUGGCUGAGCAGUGCAGGCUUGCACUCAGGAGAGCCAAUAAAUGUGUAACCUGCAUUGUAGAAAA